CUGUGGUGUGAUGACCCAUACAACGCCGGGAUAUUCAGUUGCACGCACGAUGAGUAAGUGACCUUCGAAGAAAAAUAAAAGCCCCUGCAAUUCCGCCUAGUAUAAAGUGACAAAAUUCUGCGACAGAGUUAUAAUAUUGCAAACAUCUACGGUGUACGGGUGAGAGCUGAUUCUUAAGAGCAUCAAUAAGCAGAAGCAGUAUACUGUAAAACCACUCUACUUUCAAUCUUAAUAUUUUUUGUAGUUUGGGACAGAUACAUUAUAUUGCCGUGCUCACACGGUGAGCCGAAGUUUUGAGAGGAAUCAUCGGAAUAAAGCUGCAUUGGGCCUACAGCUGACUUUGUCUAUAUCUAGAGCUCAUCUGAACUCAUAAAACCACAACUCGUAAAGAAAAUGGAGCUGAACCUCGCAGACAACGAGAGAAUGUCGCCGAACCACUCGAAUCACUCGAUCCUGGGCGUGAUGAAGGGCUUCAUCGACGCCGUGAACGAGAUGGAUGAGACGGUACUGAUCCCCAGUCGACUCAUGGACAUGCAGGUCGAGCCCAACACAUUGGCCCUGCAACAAACCACCGGAGAUACCAGCCCCACCACCAAGGCAGACCUGGCCGUCAUCCCCGCCAACUGUGCCCAGGACUCGGUCAGCCUACACGCCUGCUACGCCAUGCUCAAAGCCGUCAAGUCGGAGCUGAUCAGGGGACCGAUUUCCGAAGAGGAACGGCUGGCAGCCGAAGAGGAUGCGGACAAGGAGAACAUCGGGGCCGACAGCAACCGUAGUCUGGAGGAGGCCACCGCACGGGCCUUCAGAGAACAUUUGAUCGGGCUGUUUUCAGUACUCCAACAGCUCACCAACGUCAGCAAGAAACUGACCACCAAGUACCAAGAAGAACUGGGCGACUAUCAGUCGUGUUUUAAACCCAAGUCGUCAUCGUCAUUUUUGAUGUGAAACACUGGAUUUUUUGUAUACCGCAGAACUUUGCAAAACUGUGCAAUGAAACUUUGAAAGGAGUUUUCUACUGUAUACGUGUAUAUUUUUUGUUGGACUUCUCAAACUCUCUUUUUUUUUGUUGGACUUCUCAUUUCGGCCUUUGAAGUGGGAAUACAGAACUUUACAAAUUUUGUGAAACUAAAUCUGUUACAGUGUUAGACUAAACGUUAGUUUUUGUAAAUUUUUAUGGUUACAACUUGCGUUGUUAUUAACGCCCGACGGUCAACAUGCUAAAAUUGCCGACUUAAAAUUUGUAAGAUCUAUAUGGAAUAUUUAUUUUUUGUUUGCAAAUGUUUAUAUUUAUUAAUAUUGAAUCAAAAUCCCAGCAUGCACAUUGGUGAAAAUUAUUUUGAAAAUAUCAAUGCGAUAAUAUGACACAAAAUGGCAAACCAGUUUCCAAAUGCUGAGCCACUUAUAAAAAAAAUAUUUCCAAAUUCACCUGCUUAAUUUGUGUUAAGUGUUACAUACUAAAUCGCACAAAAAUAAAUGGGUACUGAAGUAUUUUUGUACAAAUUUUCGUUGUAUUCACGAUACUCAACAGUUGGAAAUGAAACAUUGUGACAUGUUUUUCAUGAGAUAUAUUUUGGAGACUAAAAUGCAUGACACAUGUAUUGGACAGGACUCCAAUUACAUGUAGAACUGUUUCAGAACUGUUCAAAUAUAUCUCAAGGAAAAGUAAUCGAAAGUGAUAGUGAAAAUGCACAAAAAAAAUCUUCAUUGGCCUCUAGUGUUUUGUUUAAAUUGUACAGGGAACUUUGCCCAUUGUUUUGUACAGAAUAAAAUUGAGAAAAUCUACAGUGAAAUGAA
Molecule: messenger RNA, 1794 nt
Organism: Patiria miniata (bat star)
Lineage: Eukaryota; Metazoa; Echinodermata; Asteroidea; Valvatida; Asterinidae
Product: mid1-interacting protein 1-B-like
Exons: 1
Coding region: 394-945 (183 amino acids)
Biological process (GO): regulation of lipid biosynthetic process
Cellular component (GO): cytosol
Source: RefSeq, a predicted model, not a curated record